AUGUCACGAGAAGUCCAAGGAUAUAGUGACCGCAUCUUUCGUCAACUUGCAACAAAUGACGUCCGCCCAGUGGACAACGCUAGAAAGCCUGGCGACGUCUCUCACUCGGGCCAGGAACAGAGUGGUGCUAUUUCGUGGUGUAUCGUCCCACGCGUCUGUCGGGAUGAUGAAGUGGGAGGGAUGGAGGAACAAGAACAACAUCUAGAAGAAAGUGUUUCCUUAGCCAAUUUCAACAGACUCAAAGCUAAGCCAGCUGUCGUUGCAACUAAGGAAGAUGCGAGUGUCAUCACGGCAUUGAACGCGAACCUAAAGAUGUGUCUCAACUGGAAUGGAGUACUGACUGUUAUCAAGGUUGGAAGCCCGCUACUGUAUCUCGUCAGUAGACCUGUGAUGGUGGUAGAAGCAUUUAAAGGAGGAACGCAAAGCUAUAUAUUAUAUCUUGGCUUCAUAACCGUAACCAACAUUACGGAACGCUAUCGGUAUUGCAUAAUCUUCAACGCUCUCAACGAAUCGCAAGAGCACUACUAG
Fusarium graminearum PH-1 is the source of this 528-nucleotide messenger RNA. RefSeq lists its product as uncharacterized. The coding region runs from base 1 to 528 and encodes 175 amino acids. The transcript is spliced from 6 exons. Lineage: Eukaryota; Fungi; Ascomycota; Sordariomycetes; Hypocreales; Nectriaceae. The record is from RefSeq and is a predicted model, not a curated record.